Molecule: messenger RNA, 1288 nt
Organism: Lactuca saligna
Lineage: Eukaryota; Viridiplantae; Streptophyta; Magnoliopsida; Asterales; Asteraceae
Source: the annotation of a GenBank genome assembly
AUUUGACUUCCUUAUUCUCCUCUGAACAAAUCUUAUUGUGCAAGACUACCAGCUUAUGGUGGACCAUGGAGUAGGAGAAUGUUGAACCUCCCCAUAUAUAUUUGUUUGUGUUUAUUUGGUGUUAUAACUUUGGCGUGGAAGGUUGUGAUAAGGUGUACGCCAAACAUGAAGGGAACCAUGAGGUACUUAGCUGGGAUUGCAGGUCAAAGCGGAUAUGGAUCAAAGUCAACUGCUGAUCAAGUUACUCAAGAUUGUUCUUCCCUUCCUCCUCAUCUCACUGCUAUUGUCACUGGCGCUACAUCUGGAAUCGGAGCAGAGACAGCGAGAGUAUUAGCAAAGAGAGGGGUGAAGAUUGUGAUGCCGGCGAGAGAUUUAAGGAAGGCGGCGAGAGUGAAAGAAAAUAUACAAAAGGAGCACCCGAAAGCUGACAUCAUAGUCUUGGAGAUUGAUCUCAGUUCAUUUGCUUCCAUUAAAAAAUUUUGUUCUGAAUUUUUGUCACUAGAAAUACCUCUUAAUAUUCUCAUAAAUAACGCAGGCAAAUUUUCUCAGAAGUUGGAGUUCUCAGAGGACAAAUUUGAGAUGACAUUUGCUACAAAUUACUUGGGUCAUUUUCUACUUACGGAGCUAUUGUUAGAGAAGAUGAUAGAUACAGCAAAACAAACAGGAGUCGAAGGAAGAAUAGUGAAUGUUUCUUCUGUGAUUCAUAGUUGGGUGAAAAAGGACCAUUUCGAUUUCAACCGAAUGCUCCAACCAAAGCAUUAUAAUGCAACUCGAGCUUAUGCUCAAUCGAAGUUGGCCAACAUAAUGCAUGCUAAUGAGCUCGCAACACAAAUGAAGGCGAUAGACGCAAACAUAACUAUCAAUUCUGUGCAUCCAGGGAUCGUGAAGACUGGAAUCAUCAGGGAUCAUAAAGGCAUUAUCACGGAUUCUAUGUUCUUUGUUGCUUCCAAGUUGUUGAAGUCAACAUCGCAAGCAGCAUCAACUACGUGUUAUGUUGCUCUAAGCGCGAAAAUGGAAGGGGUGAGUGGGAGAUACUUUGCAGAUUGUAAUGAGAGUCGUUGCUCUGCACUUGCUAAUGAUGAUUCCGAAGCACACAAGCUAUGGAAACAGACUCGAGCACUUAUCUAUAAACGACUAAGAACCGAAAUAAAAUCUUGAAAAUUAUUUUGUAUAAAACUAUAUACAUUUAUCAUUGAGCUCAAUGUAUAUGUGUAGUCGUGUAUAUAUCAUGUGAUUAGUGCUAAAAUGCAUGAAAGGAAUUUUAUGAUAGGCAAGAAAACAUAAAGAC